CAGUCUUCAUCAGAGAGGGAGCAUUCUCAUGUCAAAGAUCUUUGUCUUCUUAAACUCUAUCUGAACUGUAACUGUUAGGAUCCCACAUUUUAAGCCCCUUCCUCUGAAAAAGUUGAGUUCUUUAGCUUUUAUGUUAGCUGUUGCAUUAAUGGUGGAAUAUUAUGAAAGCUAGGGCUCAUCUGUAGGACCCAGAAACUCAGAAAGGGUCCCUAGAGAGAGUUAUAGAGAGGGAAGGGAUGAAGGAGGUCUUUGGGAGUCCAGGGAAGGUGAGUGGGCUGGUACUGAGAAUUGGGCAGUGCUCUUUCGCUGCUGCUUCUAUUGGAGUGAUGGUCUCUGCUCAUGGCUUCUUCAACUCCACUGCAUUUUGCUAUUUAAUUGCAUCAAUGGGGCUUCAAGUUCUUUGGAGUUUGGGACUGGCUUGCCUUGAUUUGCAUGCUUUGAGGUCAAAGAGAAGCUUGCAGAAUCCUGUUUUAGUGAGCCUAUUUGUUGUUGGGGAUUGGGUGACAGCUAUUCUGUCGUUGGCCGCUGCAUGCUCAUCAGCUGGAGUGACAGUUCUGUAUUCGAGAGAUUUGAAUUACUGCGGGCCACCGGCACAUCUUCCAUGCAGCAGAUUCCAAAUUGCUGUUGCUUUCGCUUUUAUCUCAUGGUUCCUCCUUGCUGUUUCGUCCAUUGUCAUGUUUUGGUUGCUAGGUGCAGUAUGAGUGACAACUUACACCACCAUCACAGCAAACUUACAUUAUUCUUCAAUUUUCCCCUGUAAAUAUCAUGUUACACUUCAAAACAAAUCAGUUUUGUUGAGAACACCUCACAAUUAUUUUUCCUGUUGUCUUCUGGAUCCAUAGAUCUAUAAUCAAAGUGGGUUGGUAUGAAGAUUGUAAUCAUUUGCCCUCCAUUA
Molecule: messenger RNA, 895 nt
Organism: Prunus avium (sweet cherry)
Lineage: Eukaryota; Viridiplantae; Streptophyta; Magnoliopsida; Rosales; Rosaceae
Product: CASP-like protein 5B2
Cellular component (GO): membrane
Source: RefSeq, a predicted model, not a curated record